This is a messenger RNA of Rhipicephalus sanguineus (brown dog tick), 2192 nucleotides long. It is a transcript of the gene Ku80, whose product is annotated as X-ray repair cross-complementing protein 5. The transcript is spliced from 20 exons. Gene Ontology annotation, cellular component: Ku70:Ku80 complex; nucleus. Gene Ontology annotation, biological process: cellular response to X-ray; cellular response to gamma radiation; double-strand break repair via nonhomologous end joining. Bases 65 to 2179 code for a protein of 704 amino acids. The record is from RefSeq and is a predicted model, not a curated record. Gene Ontology annotation, molecular function: damaged DNA binding; telomeric repeat DNA binding; double-stranded DNA binding. NCBI's taxonomy places the organism in Eukaryota, Metazoa, Arthropoda, Arachnida, Ixodida, Ixodidae.
CCAAGAAAGAGGCUGUCAAAGAACGAGUAGGUUAGUUAUCUGUCCAUUUCCAAAGACUGGCGCAAUGGCGGCAAAUAAGGAAGCUGUCGCCAUCAUCCUGGAUGUUGGCCCCCACAUGAACCAAGGCCCCCCUGAUGGUCCGACAGACCUUCAAGAAGCAAAAACAUGCGCCGAGCUUAUGAUACAGCGCAGGAUCUUUUCGGAGUCCAAGGACGAGGUUGCAUUGGUGAUCUGCGGCAGCGAGCGCACCAACAACAGCCUGUCGAGCGAUGAUGAGUACCAGAAUAUUGAUGUCUUGUGUGGACUGCAGCCAGUCAGCUUUGACAUGCUGGAAAAGCUUGAGGAUGUUGAGGCAACGAAGCACAUGUGUGACUUCGUCGAUGCUAUUGUAGUUGCUCUCGAUGUUAUUGUGGACAAAACAAAGAACCUCAAGUUCAGCAGCCGGCGAGUGGUGCUCUUAUCCAACCUCGGCGGGAGCUUCAAUGACAGCCAGCAGAGCAUCAUUGCUGAAGGAAUGAAGAACUCAGAUCUGUCUCUGACCAUUGUCUGUCCGUUCGAUGUUCAGAACAUCGGAGAUGAUUUGGGUAAGCUGUCUGCAAGCCAGCAGAAAGCGUUGAAAUAUGUUGGCAGAAUUCUGGAAGCAGUCAACGGUGACUCGUACACAUUUAGUCAGGCCAUGCCAGCCCUUAUGUCAUAUGAGAAGAAGCGCACCCGCCCUACGCCUUGGAAUGCGAACCUUGAAAUUGGGCCUGACAUCUCCAUACCAAUCUCAUCAUACAUCAAGGUAGUGGAGGUGAAGCCCAAACCGUGGAAACAGUGCGUCGCCAAGCGCCCUACAGUACCUGUGCGCUGUGACACUGUUUACUACCGCAACGAUGAGAAGGAAUCGGAAGUGGAAAAAGACGGCACCAUACCAGCAUACCGGUACGGCUCAACUCUGGUUCCGUUUACCGACGAGAACAGGGCGGCCAUGGAGGGAAGCAAGGCAGGUUCUGGCCGGGGUCUCCAGGUACUCGGAUUCACCGACGAGGCCAAUAUCAAAAGACACUACUACAUGGGUGACAAGACUUCGUAUGUUGUUGCCAGAAAAGGAGAUGAGUCUGCUGGUGCUGCCCUUUCUGCACUGAUCCAAGCCCUCAAGAAGUCCAAGAUGGUGGCUAUCGUCCGGUACGCUUUCUCUGACAAGAGCGCGCCUCGGAUGGGCUUUCUGAGUCCACGGAUCAAGGAUCGUUAUGAGUGCCUCGUGUUCAUUCAACUGCCUUACAUGGAAGACUUGCGAAGAUUCACAUUUCUGCCCCUGGACACCAACAAGGACAACAUCCCUACUGACAUGCAGCUGUCCCUGUUUGAUGAUCUUAUCGCGACAAUGGACCUAACAGCUGUGGACAUAAAUGGGGAACCAGAAGAGCUCUUCAAGUCUAGUCAAACAUCGAACCCGUACCUGCAGCGGUUGUAUCAGUGUAUUCAACACAGAGCAAUGCAUCCGAAAGACCCACUGCCUCCCACGCCCCAGUAUAUUGCAGAUGCCAUCAAGACACCAAAGGCGGUUUCAGAGCUGGCAGAGGAGGUACUAAAGAAAAUUGCAGCUGCAUUUCCCCUGGAGGAGGUUGCUCCUAUUAAGGUGCCUCAAGACAAUGGAGUUGGACCCAGUGAACAAAGCAAGGAUCAUCUCUCAAACUCAGAUGAGCCUGCCUCCAAGAGGGCUCGUACUGAUGUCAGCAUGGCAGACCUGGUUGCCACAGCAACAACAAAGGUGGACGUGGUGAACCCUGUAGAAGAUUUCAAGAAACUAGUCUCUGGCAAGGAUCACUCCUACUCUGAAGUCUGUGAGCAGCUGGAAGAAGUCAUUCUGAAGUUGUUCAAGGAUGCCCUCGUGAGAGCAGCCCAUGGCAAAGCAGUACAGUGCCUUCGAGCCUACCGGGAAUCUGCACUUGAGAAAUCCAAUCCCAACAUGUUUAACACCUUCCUGAAGAAACUGAAGGAACUUUACAGUGGAGAUCAGGACGACGUUUGGAACCUGUUAACGAAAGAAGCCGUGCCCCCCAUUGCAAAGAAGGAAUGCGAUCGAAGCACGUGGCCAGAUGGUGAAGUGGAGAACUUCUACGCUGCCGAGAAGCAAAAUGCGGACAAAGAGGAGCAGCCCGCAAAGGACGAGGAUGACCUUUUGGACAUGAUGUAAAGAUGGACGGCAA